AUGGCGACAAAUAAGGGAAUAACGUUUCAAGUCAUAGUGGGCAUCGCCGCACUGCUUUCGGCGUUCAUAAUAAUUAUGAUAUGCAUUAUAGUCAUCGAGAGGAGGCGUCUUCGGAAUGCGAGGGCACGGCAGAACGUGCAGCUCGACCCAGCGGCACUUAAUCUCACUGGUGAGCAGUUGCGCCACCGUUUGAUACGCCACGCCGUUGACCUCCUUUUAGCUGAUAACUAUGUAUGUGAGGGGAUUACCUUAACUUCCACAGUGGGUGUGACGGAAGUUCUCGCGGACAGGGAAUUACGCUCCACCCGCGGUAGGCCGUAUUUCAUUACGACGGCAAAUGGUCGGCGUGCCACCAUUUCACAAGUAGUGCAGCAGACGCGCGCAAGUGGUCAAGCACCCGAUUCCCCGCCAGGUCCUGCGUUGAUGGAACUCCUCGAGAAAUUGCAGCACGCCCGAAGGGCGGAGCCGGUACCCAAUGAAGCGCUUUGCAAACAAGUGGAGGAACUGAUGGAGCGUCUCAUAAAACUCGAGGAGGCUAAUCAAAGGAAAGAUAUGAAAACUGAUGCAGAUGAAGUGUAUGGGAAAGCAGCACAGUAUGCAACGAACCCAGCUAAUAAAUGCGUUCGCCACGUCAUGAACGCUGUUGGGGUAGGAAGAAGUCUGGUCGCUUCCCGAUAA
Trypanosoma brucei brucei TREU927 is the source of this 678-nucleotide messenger RNA. RefSeq lists its product as hypothetical. The record is from RefSeq and is a predicted model, not a curated record. The coding region runs from base 1 to 678 and encodes 225 amino acids. NCBI's taxonomy places the organism in Eukaryota, Euglenozoa, Kinetoplastea, Trypanosomatida, Trypanosomatidae. The transcript has a single exon.